ACAGCGGGGACGCGCUGCCUGGAGACUGCGGAAGGCCCAGGCAAGAGGGCGCGGGGCAGCCCAAGGCCAUGGCGGGACACCCAAGAGAGAAGGUGAUUCCAGAUGAGGUCCAUCAGAACCAGAUCUUGCGGGAACUGUACCUCAAGGAGCUACGAACCCAGAAACUCUACACGCAGUAUCACGUGAAUCCCCUCCGCAAGAUUCAUACAGUCACCAUGAAGCCCAUGUCUUGGCAUGAUAACCUGGAGGAACCUGCAGAUGAUGAGUACAGUGUGGCCCAGAGAAGUGAUGCCACCCAACAAGCCAGUAGUAGCACUGACUCCAAAGCCCAGGUUCAUUCCAUUGUCCGCCUGCCUCUCUCCAGUGGAGACUUGAUAGGGCAGAAGAACUAUGGAGCUGCAAAUCCUUCUGGUGUCGGCAGCCAUACUUAUUUCAAUAUACAAAGAUUUGACCUCACUUCUUACAACCUUGCUCCUCACUCUCUGUUGUGCUACACUGGCUGAACUCGCUCAUGCCUCGGGGCCUUUGCUCUUGCUGCCUGCGGUGUGCUCUUCCUCUGCCUCUUCCCAGGGCUGGCUCCUACUUGGCAACCAGAGAGGCCUUCUCUCGCCGCCCCAUCUACAGCAGCUGCCCUUGCCUGCACAUGACCCUUCACCUAUUCCUUUCUUCACAGCGCGUAUCCCUGUCUGCCACCAUCACGUCAUUUUGUAAACCUGAAUACUGUGUCCUCUGCCCCAUCUAGACCAUGAGCUCUAGGAGAGCAGGGACCAUGCUGUCCCUCAGCACUCUGCCCAGCACCCGGAAGCAUGCCUGGCACAGAGUUUGAGCUCACCACAUAUUUGUUGAAAGAUGAGUGGAGAGACCAGACACCCUGGUCUUGAGACUGAGGCAAACCUCCGAGGCCCAGAUGCUCUGCCUGAAAGGAACAAUGUGGAUGCAGGAAAGGGCACAGGACCAACCUCUGGUCCCAAAGCCUGACUCCUUCAUAACUCAUACCUCAUCUCCCAGCCAGGUUUCUGAAUCUCAUUCACCAUGCUGCCGAGGGACCAAGGAAGAGGUACCCAGAGACACAGACUGAAAACCAGGAAGUUGGAUGGGACUUAGAGCCCUUG
Molecule: messenger RNA, 1112 nt
Organism: Pongo pygmaeus (Bornean orangutan)
Lineage: Eukaryota; Metazoa; Chordata; Mammalia; Primates; Hominidae
Gene: CFAP144
Product: cilia and flagella associated protein 144
Exons: 3
Coding region: 69-503 (144 amino acids)
Cellular component (GO): ciliary base
Source: RefSeq, a predicted model, not a curated record